CAACAUUUUUCACCUGGCAUGCAGUGCACCGUAAACGCCAACACGGCGAGCUGUGCGGUUAAACAAACAUCCAGAGCAACAUGAGCAGAUUUCCUUUCUGCUGCCGCUGCUAGUGAGCCUCGCAGCAGCACCCAGAAGUGAACAAAGCGACCCGGAAGCGGUGGUCCGACUGGAAGCAGAACAUCAAGCUUUUAUAUUAUAGCUCUUCUCGCAGGACAAUAAUCUGCAGCCUGGAACACAAGGAUGGCAGAGCCUCGGUUUAACAACCCUUAUUUCUGGCCCCCGCCCCCCUCCAUGCCCGGCCAGCUGGAUAACCUGGUCCUCAUUAACAAGAUAAAGGAGCAGCUGAUGGCGGAGAAGAUUAGACCUCUGCACCUGCCGCCCACCUCCACCCCCUCUCAGCAGCCUCUGCUGGCCCCCACCUCGUCCCCAGACGGUGGCGGUCCACACGGGAUGCCAGGGCCAAAACCUCAGCAGCAGCAGGUGCCGGGCCACCACUCGCAGCAGCAGGGCUCCGGGCAGCCGGACAUCGCUCUGCAUGCUCGUCCUACCUCCAGCUCCGGAUUAGAUGGAAAUCUGGAUGACAAGUCAUCGGUAAAGGCCAAAGGAUUAUGGGAGGACUGGCAUAUGAGACAACUUAGUGAGCAAUCCGCCCGGGUCAACCAUCGUUCAGGUCUGGCUCCCUCAUCUCGACCCGACAACCACAGCACCUCAGAGGCCCUGACCCCCACCACUCCAACUUCAAGCAGCCAGAACCGUUUGGGUGGUGCUCCCUCUGUCAACAUCAUUUCUGGGCUAGCUAGUGGUCCUGGCAUGGACCAUAUGAAGAGUGGAGGUCUAGCAGGACUCCUGGGCCCCCCACCAAAGGCGACGAGAGGAAGAAAGAAGAUUAAAGCUGAAAACGCAUCUGGUCCUCUGCUGGUAGUGCCCUACCCAAUCCUGGCUGACCAAGGCUGCGUCACCGUGGCGCCUAAAGAGGGCAAAACCUACAGGUGCAAAGUUUGCCCGCUCACCUUUUUGACCAAGUCAGAGAUGCAGAUUCAUUCCAAGUCCCACACAGAGGCCAAACCACAUAAGUGUCCCCACUGCUCCAAGACGUUCGCCAACGCCUCCUACCUGUCCCAGCACCUGCGCAUCCACCUCGGGAUCAAACCCUAUCACUGCUCCUACUGCGAGAACUCUUUCCGCCAGCUGUCGCACCUGCAGCAGCACACCAGAAUCCACACUGGUGAUCGGCCUUAUAAAUGUGCUCAUCCUGGAUGUGAAAAGGCUUUCACUCAGUUGUCUAACCUCCAGUCUCACCAGAGGCAGCACAAUAAAGACAAGCCCUACAAAUGUCCUAACUGCUACCGUGCCUACUCAGACUCUGCAUCGUUGCAGAUCCACUUGUCAGCGCAUGCCAUCAAAAACACUAAGGCCUACUGCUGCAGCAUGUGCGGCCGGGCAUACACCUCAGAGACCUACCUUAUGAAGCACAUGUCCAAACACACAGUCGUGGAGCACCUAGUGAGCCACCAAUCGCCACAGAGGACCGAAUCCCCCAGCAUCCCCAUUCGGAUCUCCCUCAUCUGAGCCCCCCCUCCCCACUCAAGCGUCCAGCAGCAAGAUUUAUCAGUUUGGCUUCAUCCAGAUCUCCUGAAGCCCUGCACCCAGGUUCCUCUACAUAAGGCUUACAUAAGGGUGGUGACAGCUGACCCCAAGCAUUCAGUGUUAAAAUUCAGUAAAUGCAUUUUAUUUUUCAAAGAGCACAGCGUUGUUUUCUGAAUGUAACGAUACGGCUUGAUGUUAAUCUGGCGGUGGGGGCAGCAAAGAAUGUCUUGAGUCAGAUUCAGUAAGCACUUUGGUAAGCAUCAUGUAAACCGUUGGAUGCAUCGGCAGUUAGAUAUAUUUUAAAUACCUGUUGUUUUUUUUUCCUUCACUUUAGAUUAUUUUGUCCCCCCUUUUUACAUCAAAUGGGUUUUCAAAACUUGUCAGGUGAUGUUUGGCCUUUUAAAGUUCUCUGAGAGGGUGUGGG
Cyprinodon variegatus (sheepshead minnow) is the source of this 2014-nucleotide messenger RNA. It is a transcript of the gene znf362b, whose product is annotated as zinc finger protein 362-like. The transcript is spliced from 9 exons. The record is from RefSeq and is a predicted model, not a curated record. The coding region runs from base 244 to 1572 and encodes 442 amino acids. Gene Ontology annotation, molecular function: DNA-binding transcription repressor activity, RNA polymerase II-specific. Gene Ontology annotation, biological process: negative regulation of transcription by RNA polymerase II. NCBI's taxonomy places the organism in Eukaryota, Metazoa, Chordata, Actinopteri, Cyprinodontiformes, Cyprinodontidae.